Gekko japonicus is the source of this 1122-nucleotide messenger RNA. Its product is annotated as latent-transforming growth factor beta-binding protein 2-like. Bases 1 to 1122 code for a protein of 373 amino acids. Gene Ontology annotation, biological process: anatomical structure development. The transcript has 8 exons. Gene Ontology annotation, cellular component: extracellular region; cell surface. Gene Ontology annotation, molecular function: signaling receptor binding. Lineage: Eukaryota; Metazoa; Chordata; Lepidosauria; Squamata; Gekkonidae. The record is from RefSeq and is a predicted model, not a curated record.
AUGGACCAGAACACUCUACAGGUUGGGGCUAUGGGUACUGAAAGUAAUGAAGCAGUACUCCCAUAUCCUGAAAUAACUAGUCCCCGGACAUGCACAAAUGCACAAAAGCCAUACUGCCCUGUAGGGACUGAAAUGACAACUUGGAUCUUGCCAAAUGUCUGUGGGGGACAGUGUUGCUCAGGAUGGACAACAGCUCCAGGAACAAACCGAUGCAUUAAACCUGUAUGUGACCCUCCCUGCCAGAACAAAGGAUCCUGCAGUCGUCCUCAGCUCUGCAUUUGCCGUUCAGGUUUCAGAGGCUUACGAUGUGAAGAGGUGAUUCCAGAGCAAGAGUAUCAUCCCCCUGGCCCUGCGGCUGCCCCCCAGCCUCCAGCAGGCCCUCUUCUGAAAAGGACAGGCAAUGUAGAGAGAGAAGGGUCCUUCAGAGGCAGGCAACUGCCUACCACGCAGAAGUUACCAGCUGGAACUCAGAGCAGAAGUGGUUCCCUUGUUCCCUCUCAGCAGCACACGGGGCCCUCCCGCACAGUCAGACGCUAUCCAGCUGCUAAUAAUGGUCAGCUCACAUCCAAUGCACUGCCCAAUGGGAAUGGGUUUGAGCACAACAGUGCUGGGCCUCGCAUGACCUAUCCAGAGCCUGCUCCAUCUCUCUGGGGUGCCAAUCUGACAGAAAAAAUCCGAAAGAUAAAGAUUGUCUUCACCCCCACAAUCUGUAAACAGACCUGUCAAAAUGGCCGCUGCUACAAUAGCUGCGAGAAAGGGGACACCACCACCCUGUACAGCCAGGGUGGACAUGACCAUGAUCCCAAAUCUGGCUUCCGUAUCUAUUUCUGCCAGAUUCCCUGUCUAAAUGGAGGGCGCUGUGUUGGCAGGGAUGAAUGUUGGUGCCCAUCUAAUUCAACAGGGAAGUUUUGCCACCUGCCAGCUGUAAAACCAGAAAGAAAGCAAGUGGGGAGGUCUUCAAAUAGCCUGACUAGUAGCUCCAUGAGGCAGUCUAUGUACACACUUCCUCUGUCCAACCAUCUUGCUUCGAUACAUCCUUCCCUUGUGAAUGUACACAUUAACCACCCUCCAGAGGCUGUAGUGCAAAUCCAUCAAGUGGCUAGAGUGAAAACUUCCCACUGA